GAAUCUGGCAGGUAGGUUUAGCCAGGCUUUGGAGGAUCUGGUUGCUGAGUGGUGAUGGAAGGAGGGUCAUUGUUGAGGAUCUGGAUUUGCCCAUCUAUCAGUUGUCUGAGGACACAUUUUCCCUUCCAGUAUGUUUAUCAUGACUGAUGUUUGUGAGGGAUGAUGCUACCACCAGGGAAACUCAGAGAGCUUUCUCUAUCCCACUACCCACAUCCUCCUGCAAUUCUGAGCCCAGCCUCUCCCAAGGGCAACAAGAUAUGGUGCUGUUUUUCUCCAUCCAGUCUGGCAUGAAACCACAGUGGUUUCAGAAGUGCCUUCAGGACAACAAGUGGAAAUACACCAGAGCUGCUCAGGUCUUCACUAUGCUCAAGAUGAAGGGCAUGAUCUCAGAGGAGGCCUUCAAACAAAUCUCUUAAAAAGAGCCCU
Molecule: messenger RNA, 426 nt
Organism: Phyllostomus discolor (pale spear-nosed bat)
Lineage: Eukaryota; Metazoa; Chordata; Mammalia; Chiroptera; Phyllostomidae
Product: nuclear RNA export factor 2-like
Exons: 3
Coding region: 147-416 (89 amino acids)
Biological process (GO): poly(A)+ mRNA export from nucleus
Cellular component (GO): nucleus
Molecular function (GO): RNA binding; protein binding
Source: RefSeq, a predicted model, not a curated record